AUGGCCAAGGACUCGAAUGCGCAACGCCACGACGCACCAAACACCAAGUCCCUAUCGGUGUCCUUCCACGACCCCAAGUUUACCAAUUUUGUCAAUGAGGCCAAUGUUUACAAUAACAACAGCAGCAAUGCAAACCAACAAAAGCAGUGCAAUACAACACCGCAGCCAGUAACUCCACAGAGAAACACGCCCGGGUCCACAGACAGGCGGCAAACCAUGAGACCAACGCAACUAACAACAGCCGCAGCCUCAGCCUCAGCUGGCAGCAACACCAACCUUGAAGAUAAUGACGACGACUGGCCGGACACGAACUUUGUCAACAUUGAUUCGCAGGAGAUUCUUGACUUGGUUUUGGCCGAGGAAAAGAUGUUUGCUACGCAGCAGUAUCUUGCAUCCAACGACGGCUCUUUAUCGCAAGAGUUUACUGAAACGCGGCAGGAUCCGAUGGCAGGUGGUUUGCAUUAUGGCCAGUUGAUGACGCGAUCUGUCCCGGUCACUCCACCUGUUGCUGAGCCCGUGUACAUAUCGGACGCUGAUACGCCUGGCCGCUCAAGCGCUGAGGAAUCUGCUGCUGGGAGUGUGAAUUCUGUGACUGAGCGCGGGCGACAACCUUGGCAUAGCGGCGGCCAGCCCGCGUUUUUUAAUCAGGAGAAUCAACAGGAUAUGCCCAAAAGCAAAGUGAAUUUGUUCCCGAGAUUGGCGCAGCACAUUCCGACCGUGCAGCCGCCUGUCAGUAGUGCCUCUUUGUAUCAUCGUCCGCCGCAGCCGCCAACGCACCGCGAUUCGAAUACCCGCCAUCUUGCUUUGCGCCAUCAGCAGCAGAGGCAGACAGGGGGCAAAGGCAGCCAGGUAUACAGGGCACAAUUGCCAUUGGGUCCAUUGAGGGCGAAUUCAGCGACCAGCCCAGGGGCACCGCCCUCGGCCAGACGCCAGUCAUCAUACUCACCGCAGCCCAACACCCUGCAUCGAAAGCCCACCCUUAACCAAAUCUUGGCCGGCGUUACAUCGCCAACCUCCAGUGGUCUCCCAAAUACUGGCAGCAACAACAGUGGUGGAAUCGCCAAUGAGCUCGAAAGGCUGCGGAUGGAAAACACCCGAAUUCGAGCCGAGAGCGAGCAGCUCAGGGCGCAGCUGUACACGAAGGAGGGUGAGGUCAAGAUCGUGCGCGAGAACCUGGCGAAGACCGAGAUCGACAACACACAUUUGCAAGAACGGCUGACUAACCAAAUCACCAGCUCGGCGCAAAUCCAGAGUCAGUCAGAGGCCAAGCUGCGGGAUGAAAUAGACAGGCUAAAGACGGAGCUUGUGUUCCAGCAGCAAGAGGCCCAGGUGGCGGCUAUUUCUAAGGCAUCAAUUACGUGGACUGGCGCGAGUGGUGCGAAGAGACCCACCCGUAACAUUGAUAGCACUCCCGGUGGUGCCGCUCAAAGCUCCUUGGCGCACGAUGCCAGCUCUAUCACUGGGACUUACCCGAGUGUCACAGACUUUGCGGCCAUACCGACAUCUGCCAGCACCAAACGUAGUGUUCCUGAGAAAGCAAUGAAGCUCAGGUCGCAGCCAGCCGCGAGCAGCACGAGCAGUGACAGUGCGAGGGCCGAGAAUACCCGUCUGCUGGAGAUCAUGACAGAAAUUGCCGGCCAGCGGUCCAACACUGGCUUUGGCAACCUAGUUUCCCUGUCGAUUGCGCUUUCAAAGGCCGUCAAGCGACCAGACUCCGAGAACAUGGACGCUUUUCACUUAAUGGUAUGCGAGAUGCUGUGCUAUACAGAGGCCAGCGGCUACGAGCAGCUCGUCGCUGUGCUUCAGUUGCUUCUGCGCGCUGUCGAUACCCUGGUUGAGUUCAGAUCCGCCUGGCUGCUGGGCACCGGAAAAAACAAAAAAUAUUAUCAGCGCGCAGCGCAGGUGGCAUUGGCCAUCAGCACUGCGUUGCGCAACAGUACAAUUGCCACAUCCAAAAUGCACACAAAUGAUCAGAACGCUGCCUCCUGCGGCGCAGCGAUAGACCACUAUUGUAAAUUGCUGCUGCAGAUUAUUGCCGUGCCAGGGGCUCUUGAGGCAGUGGGUAACGAGGCAUGGACAGCGUGCAACCCGUGUGUGCUGGGGCAGUAUUUAUCUGCGGGGUUGCAUAUGACCGGCUUGCGCGGUAUUCUCGAGCUUGUGGCGACGCUGGUGAAGGAAUCGCCAGUUAUAUGGAACCACCUGCGGCGACAGCCCGAGGAAUUCGAGGUGUUUUUGCUAGCAACUAUGGGUCGAUUACAGCUUGCGUUCGCGACUAAUGAUCAGCUUAUGCUUGAUGGCGAGCGUGGGUUCCUGGUUCUCGUGGCGUCGGCGAUGAUGAACCCUGAGGAGGAUUCUGCAACACUCAUUAAUGGAAUGCAAAAGUUUACCAGGGCUAUGGUGCUGUGGUUCUUGGACGAGCAUCAGGCGCUUGUCGGUCAGGCACGGAGCGUGGGGAGCGAUAUUGAGAGGCGGGCGCAGGUGUUCUGCCAGUACGUUAUUUGCCUCAAGGUCGUGCUGUCUGAGGUUGCCGAUGUUGUGGAGCUCUUGGAUGGUGACUAUUCGCCGACGUUCUUUGCCUUUGUCGCUGCUUGUACUCGGAUGACUGUAGGUGAGAGUGCGUUUGCUGAGAACGCAUCUAUUCGCGAGCUGGCCGCUGAUCUUCUCGCAUAUGUGGUUACAGAGGACCAGGCCAUGUCGAUACAAAGUCUAUGA
Kickxella alabastrina is the source of this 2712-nucleotide messenger RNA. RefSeq lists its product as uncharacterized. The coding region runs from base 1 to 2712 and encodes 903 amino acids. Lineage: Eukaryota; Fungi; Kickxellomycota; Kickxellomycetes; Kickxellales; Kickxellaceae. The transcript has a single exon. The record is from RefSeq and is a predicted model, not a curated record. Gene Ontology annotation, biological process: DNA damage checkpoint signaling.